Molecule: messenger RNA, 1308 nt
Organism: Neurospora hispaniola
Lineage: Eukaryota; Fungi; Ascomycota; Sordariomycetes; Sordariales; Sordariaceae
Product: CBD9-like protein
Exons: 3
Coding region: 1-1308 (435 amino acids)
Source: RefSeq, a predicted model, not a curated record
AUGUACGACGCCCUGCAUUCCACAAAGUCUUCUGCAGAUGAACCUCCACCCAAAACAUGUAGUGGUGACCGAGGUAUUCUGAUACUCAUGGACGAACAAAAUUCUGUAGCCAGCAUUGCGGUCUACGCUACCACACCAAAGUACUGCGCCACCGGUGCCGACAAUGUCUGUUUUCGAUUUGGCAUCCCCCAAUCAUCCGCCGACUCGGGGUCCGGCAACAUAUAUUUCCAAAUUCAAGCGCCGUCGACAUACUCAUGGGUAGCUCUCGGCACGGGCGAUCAAAUGAAGGGGUCCAACAUGUUCGUGAUGUACCAAGAUGGGUCGGGUAACCUGACAUUAUCAUCCCGCCUUGGCACCGGGCAUUCGAUGCCAGAGGAGGACACCAGUUCUUCGGCGGCAGCCUUGGGUCUGCUUGCGGGAAGCGGAGUGGCAAAUGGCGUCAUGGUUGCAAACGUCGUCUGCCCAAACUGUGAAACUUGGAACGGAGGCUCGCUCAGCCUGACGGACACUGCGUCGAAAUGGAUUGCUGCGUGGAAGUCGGGAUCAUCUCUGGCGACUACGAGCAAGAGCGCAAGCAUCAGUCAGCAUGAUGACCAUGACCAGUUCCAACUCGAUCUCACCCAGGCGACUGUUUCUUCCGAUAGUAACCCCUUCCUCGAGGCAGACGUCGAAGAACCGGGAACCGGAAGCGGAGGCGGCAGCAACGGCGGAGGCGGCAGCGACGAUCCUGGAGAUGUUGUAGGACCUGGCAAUCCAUUCGCGCCUGUUGUUGGCGGUAGGCGCAGGGAUGCGGCUUUGGUUGCACACUCUGGCAUCAUGACGGCCACCUUUGCGGCUCUUUAUCCCUUGGGCUCGAUGCUCAUGCCUCUAGCCGGAAGUUGGAUUGCCCACGCCGUUUGGCAGACUGUUGCCUUCGUCAUGAUGUGGAUUGGCUUCGGCCUCGGUAUUCAUGUUGCGCAAGAGAGGAAUAUGCCAGUACUCGGAAUCAUGCACCACAAAUACUUCGUGAAGUACCGCGAACGCGGUGCGGUCAGUUAUGCUCACAUCUGGUGGGGUCGUAUUCUCCUGAUUCUUGCCGUCGUCAACGGUGGUCUUGGCCUCAAACUCACCGAUGCCAGCAACUCGGCCGUCAUUGCUUACUGCAUCGUUGCAGCCAUCUGUUUUGGUAUCUACGCCAUUGUCAAGUCAUGGGCAGUCAUCCGCCGCGGCCGUCAGGGUGGUCCUCAUUUCCGGAAAAGUGACAACUUCACUCAUCAACAGCGAUAUCCAGUUGGUCGGCAACCUUACAGGCCAAGAAACCGGGUAUAA